AUCUUUCAAAAUGAAGUUCGCCAUUGUAGCUGCCUUGUUGGCAGUUAGCUUGUGCCUGAGCACAGCUGCCCCUCUCGCCGAAGAGGUGGAACCAAUUGCUCCCUAUGCUGAAGAAAAUUAUCGUUUACCCACCAUCAUUACACCCAGUAACUAUAAUAUUACUCUGAAACCCUAUUUGAUGGACAGCGACGGUGCAAAACAAUUCACUUUCGAUGGUGAAUGUUACAUUACCAUCAAGUCCAGUGUAAAUACCAAUAACUUGGUAUUGCAUAGCCGUAACUUGAAGUAUACAUUGCGUGAAUAUUAUGCUAAGAGUAAUCCAACUGUAAAAUUCACCCUUCCCAAUGCCGAACCUAACACUGUCACCGAUAUUGUAACCUAUCAAUUGACCAAUCAAUUGGUUGCCGGUCAGGAAUAUGUUUUGCAUUUCAUCUACACCGGUACCAUGGAUGAUGAUAUGCAUGGUUUCUAUCGCAGUUCCUAUGUUGAUCCCAAGGGUAACACUAAAUGGCUUGGUUCAACCCAAUUCCAACGUAAUGAAGCCCGUCGUGCCUUCCCCUCAUUCGAUGAACCCCGCUUCAGAGCCACCUUCGAUGUAACCCUUGUCCGCCACAAGAGCAUGAAGACUUACGCCAACACCCGCUUGGCCAGCAGUACCACUGAUGGUGAUUACGUUACCGAUCGUUAUAUGACCACACCCAAUAUGCCCACCUACAUCUUGGCCUUCAUUGUCUCGGAAUUCAAUGAACGUUUCAAUGGUGAAUUUGGUGUCAUCGCCCGUCCGGAAUUCUAUCAUCAAACUGAAUACGCUUUCGAUGUGGGUCAAUUGACGUUGAAGGCAUUCGAUGACUACUUCGAUUUGCCCUAUUACUCGUUGGGUAACGAUAAAAUGCAUAUGGCUGCCAUUCCUGAUUUCUCUGCUGGUGCUAUGGAAAAUUGGGGUCUCUUGACCUAUCGUGAACGUUCGUUGUUGUAUGAGCACGGUUCGACCACACUGAGUGCCCAACAAAGUAUUGCCGGUGUU
This is a messenger RNA of Musca vetustissima, 1024 nucleotides long. RefSeq names its product membrane alanyl aminopeptidase-like. Lineage: Eukaryota; Metazoa; Arthropoda; Insecta; Diptera; Muscidae. The record is from RefSeq and is a predicted model, not a curated record. Gene Ontology annotation, cellular component: cytoplasm. Gene Ontology annotation, molecular function: metalloaminopeptidase activity; zinc ion binding; peptide binding. Gene Ontology annotation, biological process: proteolysis; peptide catabolic process. The transcript is spliced from 3 exons. The annotation marks the transcript as partial.